AUGGCGCAAGCCGCUGUUGAGUCUGCUCUGAAUGGUGACUCUUUGAUUGGGAGGCAGCCAGCGGUUCCGAGGAUGAAGAGGAAGACACCGUCCGAACUGAGAGUAAUGACGCCUCUCUUCCCUUCAAAUUUUAAGUUCAGAAUGAUUACUGUCUUGCCACUGGGAAUGUGCAGUAGGAUGAAAUCCUUGGUCAGAUGCAGAUGCCGUCUCAACAUAUUCCUUGACAGAUGGCUAAUUGGCUAUAUCACAUCUUAUUCAGCUGUUCAUAACAUUCCACACCUGUUAACAAUCUAUGAGUUUAAUGUGAUGAAAAUGAUCUACCUAGGUGAACAACUGAAGCGGCAUACGUCUGAAAAGCUUGCUAAUGAUCUGUUACCUUCUUCUGCUGCAUUAGAUAGGUCAAACAAUGGACUUAGGAACACAGAACAACAAAAGAUAUCCAAGUACAUUAACACACGUGUUACAGAGGUGUUCCCUGUGAGAAAAACAAGAAACCUUGGGAAGGAAAAUUGCAAGGAUGCCUUACAGAAUAAUGAGAAGGUUUCUAAGUCUGUUGAUGCUACAACGGCCUCAAAUUUUGCAUCAUCUUCACUUCCAUGUGGUCAUGACGACUCUGCUAAGUUGGACUCUUUUGUUCCAUCCAUGGAGGCUGCAAAGCCAGGCUUCAAGAAAGUUGAGAAAUGCAGUGAAAACGCUCUGCGGAGUGUAUCUGAGCUUCAUGUUGGCGAUGAGAAGCAGACUGGUUCUAGCAAAUUUGAUAUGGAAAAAGUACUGAAAGGGUUUGGAGCUCGUGAUGCUUUUGUGGCUUCUGGGCUCAAUGCCCCUAAUGGACAAGUUGGUGGUACUGCGUUGAAGUCUUCAGACAUAUUCCCGUCUAAGAUCACCAUUCCAGGGAAAAAAACUCCCCUGGAUUUUACCUUAAAGACUAGUUUGCAGUUUGUUUCAUCAUCAUCUGUGAAGUGGUGUCACAAGCUCAAUACAAGUUAUGGCAGAAGCAGCAUCACUGGAGCCAUUGGUCAGAUCUGUCCUCGCGGGUGUCAAAAUUCAGAGUGCCCAAAGCCUGAGAGCAAUAAGGAAUUCUUGUUCUCAAAGGCUCUACAAUCAUGGGUAUAUCCACAAUCGCAGUUGCCUUCCUCUAUCAUAUCUGCUAUGCUCUCAUCAACUGUACGAGGAGAAAGUGAUUUUCUUCUCAAAAGACAUCAGGACUGGGAAGAUUCAUUUCAGAAUCUUUACUACAUGCUCCGGAAGAACAUGUUGAAUAUAUUCUAUGUUUAUACAACACAAUUUGUUGCUCUCUUCAUUGGUGGAAGCUGUUUGGAGAAAAAACAGUCCAGUAGCGCCUACUUAUCACUAUCUACACGUGGCCUACGCUCAUUACUACGUAAACAUGGUGUUUGCUUUUCUAUGCCUCUUUGCAACACUGAAGUGGAGCAGGCUACUGAAGAUGACCUUAUUGAACUUUCAGAAAUCCAAAGGCGCAAUCUUGGACAGGCACUCCAUUUGGAUGCUUUAUCUGAUGUGGACAACACCACGCAGUCACUGCUUUCAUUUACUGGCAAUGGGAAUGUUCAUGGCUUAUACGAUGUUCUGUUGAAUUACAAGUCCUUGCUAAGUUCUUUAUCUGCUGUGGACGUCCCAGUCUUAUAUUCACCCCAGCCAUUUCAAAAUGGCUGCCUACAUAUUCCAGAGGUGAAGUGCAGGGAGAUGAGGAGAGCAGACAUGGGGCUGCUCUCAUCCGGCGGGUUCGACACAGAACAGGGGUCAGCAUUUGCCUCAACGACAGGCAACAUCUGCUACAGCAUGGAAGUAAAGGACACGGUUCUCCCGCCAUGGGUCGUCUCUGGACUCUGCGCCGCGAUGAGCCUGGACGCGACCAGCUUUGAUCUAACGAUCGCUACGGAGCCUUCGUCGAUGGGCUUGAACGUGGCCCUCAACUCCAUGGGCACCACCACGAAUGCCCAGCCUGAAGGAGCGCCCCCUUCGAACGGCUGUGCGCCUGCGCCUUUGGUGGGUGGCAUUCCUCACGCUGUCCUUGUCCCCUCCCUGCACUCCGCCUCGGUGCGGCGCCUCAGCUACACCGACGGCGGGUACGUUGCGCACACAACCGUGUGA
Messenger RNA from Miscanthus lutarioriparius, 2112 nucleotides. The record is from the annotation of a GenBank genome assembly. Lineage: Eukaryota; Viridiplantae; Streptophyta; Magnoliopsida; Poales; Poaceae.